Messenger RNA from Impatiens glandulifera, 2763 nucleotides. RefSeq names its product leucine-rich repeat extensin-like protein 4. Lineage: Eukaryota; Viridiplantae; Streptophyta; Magnoliopsida; Ericales; Balsaminaceae. Gene Ontology annotation, molecular function: protein binding. Bases 101 to 2284 code for a protein of 727 amino acids. The record is from RefSeq and is a predicted model, not a curated record. The transcript has a single exon.
CUUUCUCUCAUCUCCUUCAUUCAAUAAACACCGCCAUUGUUGAAUUCUUCAUUCUCAUUUGAACUGAAGAAGAAUCAUCAGAUGUCUCUUCAGAUUUGAGAUGAAUCAACUCCACUUCCUUCUUCUUUCUCUCUCCUUCUUCUUCUUCUUCUUCCUCUCCACUCAUGCUCAGUUAAGCAGCUUCACCAAUGGAAGACUCUCAGAUGCAGAGGCUCAUUACAUCCGUCACCGCCAGCUUCUAUACUAUCGCGACGAGUUCGGCGAUAGAGGCGAGAACGUGACUAUCGACGACACUUCUCUCAUCUUUGAGAAUCCUCGCCUACGGAAUGCCUACAUUGCUCUUCAAGCUUUGAAACAAGCCAUACUCUCAGAUCCACUCAACCUAACAUCUAACUGGAUCGGAUCUAAUGUCUGCAAUUACACCGCUGUUUUCUGCGCUCAUGCGCUUGACGAUUCCUCUAUCCGCACCGUUGCCGGAAUCGAUCUCAACCAUGGAGACAUCGCCGGAUACCUACCGGAAGAGCUUGGCCUCCUUACUGACCUCGCAUUGUUCCAUAUCAAUUCUAACCGCUUCUGCGGUACAGUUCCUCAUAAAUUCAAGCAUCUUAAACUGUUAUUCGAACUCGAUAUCAGCAAUAACCGUUUCGCCGGAAAGUUCCCAACCGUCCUUCUUCGCCUUCCGAGUCUCAAAUUUUUGGAUCUCAGAUUCAACGAGUUUGAAGGAAGUAUACCGCGAGAGCUCUUCGACAAAGACUUGGACGCUAUCUUCAUCAACCAUAACAGAUUCCAUUCUGAAUUGCCAGAUAAUUUCGGUAAUUCCCCUGUUUCCGUCAUCGUCUUGUCGAACAAUCGUUUCCAUGGUUGUCUUCCUGCAAGUUUAGGUAAAAUGGCUGACACUUUACAUGAGAUUAUUUUAAUGAAUAAUGGACUGCAAUCUUGUUUGCCGCCGGAGAUUGGUUUGUUGAAAAACUUGACGGUUUUGGAUGUGAGUUUUAACAAGCUGAUGGGAGCUUUGCCGGAGUCGAUCGGAGGUAUGGUGAGCUUGGAACAGUUAAACGUGGCGCAUAAUAUGUUGUCUGGAAGUAUACCGGCGAGUAUUUGUAAGCUUCCGAGGCUUAUGAACUUCACCUACUCUUACAACUUCUUCACCGGCGAACCAUUGGCUUGUUUGGGAUUAGAGGAUUUUGAUGAAACUAAGAAUUGUUUAUCGGAGCGUCCUGAUCAGAGAUCUACUGCUCAAUGCCGAACGUUCUUGUCGAAAUCCGUCCAUUGUAGCGCUUUCAGGUGUAAUAAUCCAUCUGUUCCUACUUUGCCGCCACUUGUUCCGCCGGUUUAUUCGGCACCACCAUCACCGCUACCUCCUCCGCCACCGGUUUUGUCCCCUCCACCACCUCCUCCGCCACCGGUUUUGUCCCCUCCACCACCUCCUCCGCCACCGGUUUAUUCUCCUCCGCCGCCGCCAUCUCCUCCGCCACCGGUUUAUUCUCCUCCACCACCGGUUUAUUCUCCUCCGCCGCCGCCAUCUCCUCCUCCACCGGUUUAUUCUCCACCUCCUCCUCUGCCAUCUCCACCACCACCGGUAUACUCGCCGCCACCUCCUCCACCAUCUCCACCACCGCCGGUAUACUCGCCGCCACCUCCUCCACCAUCUCCACCACCGCCGGUAUACUCGCCGCCACCUCCUCCACCAUCUCCACCACCGCCACCAAUUUACUCGCCGCCACCUCCUCCGCCAUCUCCACCACCACCAGUUUAUUCUCCGCCACCUCCUCCACCAUCCCCACCACCACCAAUUUAUUCGCCGCCACCUCCUCCACCAUCCCCACCACCACCAGUAUACUCGCCGCCAACUCCUUCACCAUCCCCACCACCACCACCAAUUUAUUCGCCGCCACCUCCAACUGAUCCUACACCAUCACCAAACCCUCCAUAUUGCGUCCGUCCUCCUCCUCUCCCGUCUCCUCCACCGCCGGUCUAUGUUUACUUGUCACCUCCACCACCACCACCUCUUGUGUAUUCACCUUCCCCACCACCAUCUCUGCCUCAUUGUAUAGACCCCUUUCUUCCUCCCCCACCACCACAUCCUCCAAUAUGUAUAGACUACUACACUCCACCACCACCGCCGCCACCAGUACCAAUUCACUAUAAUUCGCCUCCACCAACGGUUUUCUACCCAUUUGCUUUUCCUCCUCCGCCUCUUGAACAACAGGUAUAUGAGGGGCCAUUACCACCCAUCUACAGUGUCUCAUACGCUUCACCUCCCCCACCACCUUUCUACAAAUAAAUAUUCUUUCUUUUAUAAUCAAUUCCUCUAACCUUUCCUCACUUUGAUCAAAACAAAGUACAAAGUCCUCCAUUGAAAUUGAAAUUGAAAUCACCACUGCUUUUGUUGUUGCUGCCUCGCUCUUUGCAUAAAUUCUCCCUAGUUGGAAUAUUCAUUUUACCAAAAGUGAAGAACAAAUGAAGAUUUUGAGUGCAAAACAAAAACAAGAUUAGCAAAGAGUGCAAUAUUAGCAAUCUUAGAGAGGAGGAGGCAAGACGAGGAAGGAUCUCUCUUUCAAUAUAUUUAUUUGAAUAAUUGUUAGUCGAUAAAUUCCCAGUUGCAAAAUAAAUUGGAAGAUAAUUAGAAAGAGUUUAAUUAUUAUUAUGUAUGUAUGUAUAGUCGAAGAAUCAUAAUUUAGGGUCAGAAGCUGCUGCUUGCUUACUUGCUGGUUUGUGGGUUAUUACUACUAUUAUAUAAUUAAAUACAUUUCCCUUUAAUCC